Drosophila suzukii is the source of this 2064-nucleotide messenger RNA. RefSeq names its product sulfite oxidase (gene shop). NCBI's taxonomy places the organism in Eukaryota, Metazoa, Arthropoda, Insecta, Diptera, Drosophilidae. Gene Ontology annotation, biological process: sulfur compound metabolic process. The record is from RefSeq and is a predicted model, not a curated record. Gene Ontology annotation, cellular component: mitochondrion. Gene Ontology annotation, molecular function: molybdenum ion binding; molybdopterin cofactor binding; heme binding.
ACCGAACCAGGGUUGUCAAAUAUGCAAAAUAUCGUUUGGGGAGUGUAGUGUGUUCCGUUGUCAACAAGCGUUUGAUUUGGGGGCAGAGGCUGCCGGGGCCAAUGACGCCACUGGACAAAUACGAGACAUACCACCAGGAGGCCACAUAAAUCAAUAACAAAACCGAUUUACCGGAGCGGCAAGAAGCAGAUCGGAGAAGCUUGAGAUUGGAUUGGGUUUCUUUCAAAACACCGAGUGUUUUCCCGGUUCUUGGUUACAUAAUCAUGCGCUGGCUGAGGCGCAGCUGGGCGGGAUUGCUCCAACAGAGACACCAGCAGCAUCACCGGCGGCUUCUGUUGACCACCAAUCGGGCGAGCGAUGGAGAAAGGGAGCAGCAGCAGGACUUCAAGUGGAGUUCUCCGGGCAGCAGAGCAGAGCAAGUGCUCUAUGCCGGCUUCUGGGCAGGUGGCUUGACCCUGGGCUACUACUGGCUGACCCACAGGAACAACAAAGUGCUGCUCGUGGAGCAGGUUUCAGACGAGGACAAACAGGAGGCACUGGCUCGACUCUGGCACGUGACCCCAAGAAAAGAGCUGCCCACCUACAAGGCCGACCAAGUGGAGCAGCACAACUGUCCUGAGAAAGGUAUUUGGGUGACCUACGGCCUGGGCGUUUAUGAUGUCACAGACUUUGCCGAGAAUCAUCCGGGGGGCGAUAAAAUCUUGAUGGCUGCCGGCAGCGCCAUAGAUCCCUUUUGGGCCAUCUACCAACAGCACAAUACGCUGGAAGUUUUAGAGCUUCUAGAAGGCUUUCGCAUUGGCAACCUGGAGGGUGAACUGGUGGCCAGUGUUGACGAUGAGUUGGGCUCGCCCUGGUCGCAGGAACCGCAGCGCCAUGCCCUGCUCAAGCCAGCCUCCAAGAGACCCUUCAACGCAGAACCACCCAUUGGCCUGCUGGCCGAGCAGUUUUACACGCCCAACGAGCUAUUCUAUGUGCGCAACCACCUACCAGUGCCCGUAAUCAGUCCGGAGGACUACGAACUGGAGAUCGAGGGUGGCGAAAAGAAAAAGACCCUAAGUUUGGAGGGGAUCAAGGACCUUCCGAAGCAUUCGGUGACUGCGGCCAUAAUGUGCGGUGGCAAUCGACGCUCCGAGAUGACAAAAGUCAAAGCGGUGAAGGGUCUUUCGUGGGGAGCCGGUGCAGUGGGUAAUGCCAAAUGGUCCGGAGCUCGACUGUGCGACGUUCUGAAGCAGCUGGGUGUGCAGCCGGACGAGACCAAGCACGUGAUAUUCGAGGGUGCCGACCUGGAUCCCACUUCCCACCCGUACGGAGCAUCGAUUCCACUGGCUAAGGCUCUGGAUCCGCGGGGAGAUGUCAUCCUGGCCUACGAGAUGAACGAUGAGCCACUGAGCCGAGAUCAUGGCUUCCCCAUCCGAGUAAUUGUACCCGGCACAGUGGGCGCCCGCAAUGUCAAGUGGCUGACGCGGAUUGUUGUGGCAGAUCGGGAAUCGGACUCACACUGGCAGCAGAACGACUAUAAGGGCUUCAGUCCCAGCACGGAUUGGGACACGGUAGACUUUAGCAAGUCGGAUGCCAUCCAGGCCAUGCCGGUGACCUCGGCCAUCUGUACGCCGCAGCCAGGAUCCAGGGUCAAAAUAGAUGACGACGAGGGACAUAUCGCGGUGAGGGGAUACGCGUGGAGCGGAGGCGGUAGGAAGAUAGUGCGGGUGGACCUGAGCAACGAUGAAGGUUUGACCUGGCAUGUGGCCGAACUGGAGCAGGAGGAUAUACCCGACGGCAGACACUACGGUUGGUCACUGUGGACCGCUCGUCUGCCCGUUUCUGAGGCCCAAAGGAAAGCUGGGGGCGUUGAGAUCUGGGCCAAGGCCGUCGACUCAGCGUACAAUGUGCAGCCGGAAAAGUUCGAGCAUAUAUGGAAUCUGCGUGGCGUUUUGGCCAAUGCCUACCACAAGGUCAAAGUGAAGAUAGUCUAAGCGGAAGUUUUCUUAAAACUAAUCAAAUAUGGGGAACUGAAGAUUGUCCACAUAAAAAAUAAAGAACUGGAGAAACAUAUUUUGGAUCCAA